CCUCACGACAACGUUGAGCCACUUUUUCAACGUCAGGCAAACUGGUGAGAUCGACCAAGGCGAGGUGGUACCUAGCUGAUCACCCCAACAUAUGAGCGUGGCUUCACCUGGACCACUCUCUGAGAUUGCAUCGCUAGGGAGGAGUCACAGCGACCCCUUGUUGGUGCGUCCAUGAUCGAACGAGUCUGUGGAAUCGUGAAAGCUUCCCAAUUGCGGAGAUGCGGGUCAUUGCGCGCCAAGCCUCCGAUACAGGCCGCGACUUCCCUUUUAACCAAAAAUUCUGCUCCCCACGAGCUCCUCUUUCACAAAAUGUCUCCGUACGCAGUAACCGCUCAGCACCUGCCGAGGACAUCCACGCCUCUUCACCACGCGACUCGAGUUUGUGCACGUUGCGCAAAUCAGGCCGCUGGUCGAGCUCCCAGUGUCGACUUUCACUACACUUGAACGCGUUGCGCUCGCGCGCAGACCUUACCUGAUGUUAGACUUGCGACAUUCGAAUGAGCGCACAAUGACUUUCUGAUUGAUACCACACCCC
This is a messenger RNA of Didymella exigua CBS 183.55, 535 nucleotides long. RefSeq lists its product as uncharacterized. The coding region runs from base 172 to 444 and encodes 90 amino acids. The transcript is spliced from 2 exons. The record is from RefSeq and is a predicted model, not a curated record. NCBI's taxonomy places the organism in Eukaryota, Fungi, Ascomycota, Dothideomycetes, Pleosporales, Didymellaceae.